AUGUCAUACUUGGGGUCGGGCGGCGCUGGCCGGAGCCCGCUGCCGCGCCGGGCGACGCGUCGGUUUUUCGAGUUGGACCAGGGCGGCGACUUGGCGGAUCGCGCUCUGGACGAGGAGGGCGACGAGGGGUGCGCGUGGAGCGAGUCGCGCGGGGUCGAGGGCGAGAAAGAGUUGGAGUGCGUGGACGGGGAGGGGGCGUUGGUGAGCGAUCCGAGGGUGUUCGAGGGCAGGCUGUCGAACGGGACGCGGAUACUGCUGUGCGCGAACGAGGUGCCGGUGGGGCGCGUGUACGUGCAGAUGGUGGUGAAGGUGGGGAGCUACAACGAGUUGGAGGAGGAGAGGGGGUGCGCGCACCUGGUGCAGCACGUGGUGUUUAGGGGGACGGAGGGGUACGACGACAAGGAGUUGGCGAGGUUUGUGUCGAGUUUGGGGGCGCGUCCCGACGCGGACUCGAACGCGACGACGAGGUACGAUUACACGGUGUACAGGAUGGUGGUGCCGCACGAGGGGUUGGACGCCGAGAGGAGGAGGGCGGGGCUGGAGACGGCGGUGAGGAUGUUGUCGGAGAUGGCGACGGGGGGUCGCAUGGAGGAGUGGGCCGUGAGUCACGAGAGGGGGGUGGUGUUGGAGGAGGGCAGGUUGAGGAGGGCGGGGGUGUGGGGGGACCGAGAGGGGGUGGAGGAGGCGGCGUUGGUUGGGACGGAGUACGAGGGGAGGGCGCCUUUGGGUGGGAGGGGGUUCGAGUCGUCGGUGUCGACUUGCACGCCGGAGAGGUUGAGGCGUUUUUAUGAGAAGUGGUACAGGCCGGAGAACAUGGCGGUGGUGGUGGUGGGCGACAUGGGCGACACGCAGGAGGUGAUAGAGAGCGUGUGUCGUCAUUUCGGCGGGGCGAGGUCGGAGUUCGAGGAGGUGGAGCGGGGCGACGAGGAGGCGCCCAAUUCGCCGGCGCUGGCGGCGCUGCGGUCGCGGGACGGGAGUCGGUCCCACUUGUGGCUGUUGUUUCGAUACGCGGAGCCCGUUCGGCGAGGGACGCUGGAGGAGAAGUGUUUUUUGUACGCGGUGAGCGUGUUGACGUGGCUGAUGAACAGUCGCUUCAACGCGGUGGUGAACGGGAAUCUGGGUCGGAUAUUGGAGAUGUGCGCGUCGGAGAGCGGGCUGACGAGGAGGCACCGAGUGUUGGAGGUGCGGGCGACCUCCACGAGGGAGGGCGAGGCGGACGCGUUGAGGGAGGCGCUGAUUGAGGUGGAGAGGCUGAAGAGGCACGAGAUAUCGAGCUCGGACUUGAAGAGGGUUCAGGUGGUGAUGGACGAGUUGGCGACGCGCGAGGAGUGUCUGGAGCAGCCGAGCGACCGCCUGUCGACGAAGUUGGUGAGGAGGUACUUGUACAACGAGCCCGUGCUGUCGCCGAAGGCGAUGAAGGCGUGCUUGAGGAGGAUCUCGAGCGGGUUGACGAGUUCCUACCUGCGCGAGGUGGCGAGGAAGGUUUUGGCGCCCGGGAACCUGCUGGUCUCGGCGAGCGGUCUGGAGGCGGAGGUGAGGGAGAUGAUGAGCCGAGUGGAGGCCCAGGAGGUCGCGCCGGUCGUGUAUUGCAAGCCCACGAGCUUGGUGGCGGAGCGGGAGCUGCGCCCUCCGGGGAGGAUUGAGUCGAUUCACAGACGGGGCUCGUCGGUGAUUUUGGAGCUGAGCAACGCCGCGCAGGUCGUGGUGAACCGCGUGACGCACAGAGAGCCCAAGAACGUUCUUGGCAUCGACCUGGAGAUCGCCGCGGAGGGCGGGUCCGCGGAGGUGUGGCAGGAAGGGAACAGGGCUCAAUACGACGCCGCGGUGGCGUCCAGCCUGUUUGCGAAGCACAUAUCGAUAGGCGGGAUUUGCCUCCCGAUGUUGGGGUUCGAACUGGGCGUGGUCAUGAAGAGCUUGGACUCGCUGCUGUUCGAGAGGAAGGCGCAGUUUUCCUGCUUUCCGUCCUGCCUAGAAUCCAUGCUGCAAGUGGUUUACUGCCUGUUCACGAGGCACCCGAACCGCUGGCCCGACGAGCGGUGUUGGGAGGAGCUGCGCGUGCUGCUGGACCAGAUCGGCGAUUCGUCCCCGCCGAGCUCUCGCCUGUCGGAGCGCGCCCUGUCUCUCAACUGGCAGGACCACUCGCUGUUGUCUCCCCUGACGUACGAGAACCUGCGCAAAAUAGACCUGGCGGACUGCCAGCGGUGGUUCGAGCGCGCCUGGUCCAACCCGUCCGAGUUCGUGUUCGUCCUCACCGGCAACUUCUCCGAGGACCAAGAGGACCAACUGUUCUCGCUGCUGCAAAAAUACGUCGCGUGCAUCCCCUCGAAGAACGAGGAGCCCUUCUUCUCCCCCAAGGCGCGCGCCCAGCGACAGCUCAAGACCAUCCGCAAAGUGCAAAGGACCGUCCAGUUCAGACCGCGCACCAAGGAAGUCUGUCUCUACGAGGGCGACGAGGGAAUCGCCAUCUCCCGCAUCACAUUUCCUAUUCCGGGGUACAAAGUCCAGCUGGAGGCGUCGCUCGUGGAAGUCAUCGCCUGCGCGUUGGAAAACUACCUGUUCAACCUCUUCCGCAACGACAUGGAUCACAUCCACGGCAUCUCCACCUUCACCCUGCACCCCUUCGGCCCCCUCCUCCCCGGAGAGCUGGCCGUUCAGUUCUCCUCCGGCCCGACCCAUGCGCGGUCCGUAGCGCGCCGCGUCCUCCGCGCCAUCAAAAGCCUGCAAACUCAUGACACGCCCUGGUCGUCCCUAGAAGUCAGCAAGGCACUUUACCGACAAAAACAAGAAAGCCUCCCCCCCCACCUGAAGAAAGACGACCAAAUGGGACAUCUCUUCGGACACAAAGUCUCCAACAAAAACCUAGACCAAAUACUUGACGAAGAUCUGGCCAAAGAACUCUUCCACCUCCUCCUUCCCCCCGACCACUACACCCAAGUCACCCUGUAUCCCGCAAGCAUGGCCGCAUCCCCCGCCAGUCGUUGGACGGCUGGGACCGUCACAAUCGUAUCGGCACUCGCGCUCGCCAUCACACUCUACAUUCUCGCCAAAUCCCGUCGCUAA
Schistocerca gregaria is the source of this 3060-nucleotide messenger RNA. RefSeq lists its product as uncharacterized. The transcript is spliced from 2 exons. The coding region runs from base 1 to 3060 and encodes 1019 amino acids. The record is from RefSeq and is a predicted model, not a curated record. Lineage: Eukaryota; Metazoa; Arthropoda; Insecta; Orthoptera; Acrididae. Gene Ontology annotation, molecular function: metal ion binding.